GAAUUACGUUGAAGUCUUUCCCUGGAUUCUCCAGGGUAUGAAUGAGUAAGAGCUGCAAUCAAACCAUCCAACACCUUUGUUUCAGGGUGAAGUUUUAAUGUUUUGCUGUCAGGAUGAAGAGCAGGAUCCCUGUCAUCCUUCUGGCCUGUGGCUCCUUUAACCCCAUCACAAACAUGCACCUGCGGCUGUUUGAGCUGGCCAGAGAUCACCUGCACCAAACAGGAAGGUACCAGGUGAUUGAAGGCAUAGUGUCUCCUGUUAAUGACAACUACGGAAAGAAGGGCUUGGUUUCAGCAAGGCACAGGAUAGCAAUGGCUAAACUAGCACUGAGGACAUCUGACUGGAUUCGAGUUGAUCCAUGGGAGAGUGAGCAGGAGACAUGGACAGAGACAGUCAAAGUAUUAAGGCACCAUUAUAAUGAAUCACUCAGAUUGCUCCAGUCCAAGAGGGAAUUCAUGGAAGACAAACAUCCCAAGGAAAGACCCACAGGGGAUUCCCUUUCUUGCCAGCACCCAGUUCUACCAGAAUUAAAGCUGCUCUGUGGGGCUGAUUUUCUACAGACGUUUAAGACCCCCAAUCUCUGGAAGGAAGAAGACAUCAAAGAAAUAGUGGAGAAGUUUGGUUUGGUCUGUAUUAGCCGGGCUGGCUCUGACCCCUCUCAGUUUAUCCGGGAAUCAGACCUUUUGACUCGAUUUCAGCACAACAUCUUCCUGGUGAAAGAGUGGAUUCAGAACGAAAUCAGUGCAACCCAGAUCCGCUCUGCCCUGUGCAGGGGGUUGAGUGUGAAAUACCUCCUGCCAGACCCUGUCGUAGCCUACAUUGCCCAGCACAACAUCUACACAGAGGAGAGCGAGAGGAGGAACGAGGGGGACCUGCUGCAACCUCUGAAACUGCACAGCCCAACAGCAACCUCUCUGAGGGACUGAUGGCUGGAGGGGCUGACCUCGACACACAGGGAGCUUUUC
Messenger RNA from Empidonax traillii (willow flycatcher), 965 nucleotides. It is a transcript of the gene NMNAT3, whose product is annotated as nicotinamide nucleotide adenylyltransferase 3. Gene Ontology annotation, biological process: NAD+ biosynthetic process. NCBI's taxonomy places the organism in Eukaryota, Metazoa, Chordata, Aves, Passeriformes, Tyrannidae. Gene Ontology annotation, cellular component: mitochondrion. Gene Ontology annotation, molecular function: nicotinamide-nucleotide adenylyltransferase activity; nicotinate-nucleotide adenylyltransferase activity. The transcript has 5 exons. The record is from RefSeq and is a predicted model, not a curated record. The coding region runs from base 114 to 926 and encodes 270 amino acids.